GCCAUGCCGCUCGCUGAAGGCCCAAGCACAGGAAAUGGCUCCCGAGGAGCUGGCUGCCCUGCUCUGUGGGGAAGGGGACGAGCAGCUCUCCCAGCAGCAAUUUCCAGCUGCCACCGCUUUUUACCUGGCUGCCUUCAGCUGCUGUGGGCCCACGGCCGUGCAGAGAGUGAGCGCCAUGGGCCACGGGCCCUGCCAGCGAGUGGUGGCCACCCUGGAGGCCUGGUGCCAAGGCAAGGCUCAGAUCCCCAAAAUCCGGAGCAGGAACCUGGCCGUGGUGUCCCUCAGCGUGGGAAUAGCUGCGCUUUUCCUCUCCAGCCUCAUCCCCAACAACGUGGUGGCCUCGGUGUACGAGCUGGAGGCCCAGCUCCGGCGGGGCUGCUCGGAGGAGGUGGUGAGCAAAUGCAAUCUACUGCUGCAGGCUAAUGGCAGCCGUCCCAUGGAGCUGCUGCUGCUGAGGGCGCUGGCUCGGGUGCUCUCAGGGACACAGCCUGGGGAGGGAAUCGUGGAUUAUGUCCAGGCCUUUGUGCUGUAUCAAACAGAGGCGGUGGCCUACGUGUGCAGCAGGCAAAGGGAGCACCUGGCCCAGGUGGUGCAGGCUUUCUCUGCUCACCUGUCCAGGUGCCAGGAGGACAGCCCAGGCUGCAGAGGCUCGGAGCAGUGGCUGGGUGACUGCUACACCUUCCUGGCUGCGGUGGCACCGGGGCACGCCUGGGUGUGCAGGGCACGGGCAGCUCACCUGCUGAAAGCAGCAGAGUUUCAGGAGUGUGUGGCUGUCUGCACCAAGGCCCUCGAGGGCUGCUCAGCUGAGAAUCUCACAGGUGAGGAUGUUCUGGCUCUGCUGCUGCAACGAGCUGCUGGGUAUUUCUUCCUGGGCGGAUGGACGCAGGAAAUGAUGCAGGAUUUGGCAGCAGCCUUUGCAGCAGACCCUGCUCAGGCAAUGAAAUGCUUUGAAGAGCUUUUCUCACCCAGUGAUGCUGAAAAGAUCGAGGAGCAGGCCAGAGCUGCCCUGGAGGGGAGGUUUGCAGCCUACAGGGAGGCUGUGCGUGCUGGGGCCGAGCUCAGGGGCAGUCAUGGCACUGAGCUGCUCCCUGCUGUCAUCCAGACAAUCCAGCUGCUGCUGCACCUCUGCCCAGGGUGCAGCCGGGAGCUCAGAGUCCGGCUGGCAGACUGUCACCUCCUGCAGGGACACCCCGGGGCCGCCCUGGACAUGUGUGAGCAGCUGCUGGCAGCAGAGCAGAGCACUUACCACAACACCCUGCUGGCACUGCGAGGCUUCUGCUCCCUGCACGCCCAGGACCCCCACAGAGCCCUGCAGGACUUCCAGAGGGUCAUUGAGCACAAUUCCCCACAUCCCAACAGCUGCAUCAAAGCCCUGUGUGGCCGUGGGCUGAUCCGCAUUUCUGGUGGCAGCAAUUACUUGACAGCCCUGGAUUAUAUCACAGCUUGCCAGUUAAAGCUGGAUGAGACCAUCUUCACCAUCAAGUCCUACGUGCCGUGGAACCAGAGGGGAUUGCUGCUGAAGGUCCUCCAGGAGGAAGGACAGAUGAUGCUCCAGAAGAAGAGAGAUGCCCCUGGGGUUUUCCAGCUGGCUUCUCUCUUGGUGGAGCUGGACAGCUCUGAUGAGACGUCCCAGAUCCUGUGUGCUGAUGCCCUGUACCAGAUGGGCCGUGGGGAAGAAGCCCACAAGAUGCUGUCACUGGUCCUCUCCAGAAACCCCCAGAGGGCUCCUGUGCUGGCCAGGCUGGCCCUGCUGCAGCUCAAGAGAGGUUUUGUGUACGAUGGCAACCAGCUGCUGAAGAGACUGAUCAGAAUUGGAGACUCCUCCUGCCUGCUGCCAGUCCUGGACAUUUUCCAGGAGGAGGAGCGCAGGCUGCUGCAGAGCCACUGCCGCUGGCGAGCCCUGGCCAUCCUGAAGGGCAGGCAGGAGGCUGCUGCCAUCAGAGAGGCCAUUGCCCACCUGUCCUUUGCCAUCCUUGCUGCAGGUGGUUAUGCUGAGGAUUGCCUCCUCACCAGGGCCCGAUGCUACGGGCGCCUGGGCCAGAUGAAAACGGCCAUUUUUGAUUUUAAUGCUGUCCUGAAGGAGGAGCCCAACAAUGCACAAGCUCUGAGCGGCCGAGGGUUUGUUCACCUGGCUCUGAGGCAGCAGAAGGAGGCAGUGCAAGAUCUGAUCUCAGCACUGAAGGUGGAGGCAGGAGCAGUGAUCCCAGCAAUCCUGUCCUUGAAGCCUGAAACCCAAGGGCUGGUCACUGGGUGGCUCCUCCAGCAUGGCAGGGCCACUCUCACUGAGCUCAUGGCCACCAAAGACCUCCCAGGAGAAGAAACCCUCGGUGACCUUCUCAUGGUGGCAAAAGCACUGACCAAAAUCUGCAGGAGUGCACAACAUCACAUCUUCUACACUGAUGUUUUGAUGGCAAAUGGAAGGCAGCAAGAGGCCCUGAGGCACCUGCAGGAAGCCUUUGGCCCGUGUCCUGCUGAGGACUCUGCCAGGGCUCGCCUGGCUGUGCUGCAGCUGCAGGGCAGGAACGUGGCAGCAGCAGCUGCUCCCCUCAGUGUCCUGGCCAGGAGAGAUGAAAAGGACUUGGCCUUUCUCCUGAACUUUGUAGACACCAAGCACCAGCAGCAUCUCGCUCAGCUGUGGCUGAAAUAAAACCCUCACUGUGGCUGAUUUAUCAUGAGAGAUCCCUCUGCUUGAGACAGAAGGUGUGACCAGGCUGAUUUCAAACCUGGAGCCCAGUACCAGUGCUGGAAAUGGAAAAAGAAAGCAUUGCUCUUUUUCAUCUCCUGCUUUUGUUCAACUAGUAAAUGUUUGAACUCCAGCACUUGGGGGUUUUUAGAUGUGUUUUGUAACCAGGGGAGGAGUGUGUGCUCUCUGAGGUGGGGAAGGAAUUGUUUCAUCCACCUGCCCAGUGUCUCAAAGGAUUUCCCAGCAGCACUUCUUUUUGCCUGCAAGGUUAUUGUGGUUUCUGAAAGGAAGAUCUCAGUAAAAGCAAAGUUUCAAAAGCUCACAGACAGGAUUAGUGCUAAAAUUCCCAAUGAUGCCUUGACUUUGCCAGGGUUCCUACCCUGGGAGGGAGAGUUUGCUCUGGUCCUGAAUUUCCCAGGUAGGAAAAGGAGAGUUCAGAGCUCACACCCAGUCUCAGCACUCCAGCACAAAAUCAUUUCUGCCAUAUUGUUUUUCGAGUAUUUGGAAUUAGAGGCAUUUUAAAAACGUGUCAUCAUUAUCCUGGAGCCAGGUCUGAAGAGCUAAAAAUAGCUCUCCAUAAGCUGAAUAGGAAAGGGUGGAGGAAGGAGACAGCUCCUUGAUGUACUCUUUUUUACUCAUGGAAAACAAAGCAAUAAAAUUCUCCCAUUAUUUAUAGUCGAAGGGGUCCCAUGCUGAGAAAUUUGUAAACAACUGGGAGAACCCCAUGGGAAUAGGAAUCUGAAAGAUUUAUUAAGCUGCAAAAGGUCAGAGGAAGGGAGUUUGCUUGCUGCUCGUGCAGCUUCAACCCUUGGCUUUUCUAAGUCGGGGUAAUGCACUGAUCCCAACCCCUCACCAGAUCCUCAGGGCUGCAGCUUCUAUGGGUAUCCAGAUUCCUACAAAAAGGGUCUCCAAAACUCCAUGGUCUGUGCCAGAAUUAAGUGAAGUUGCCAUUCCACAUUCCCUUCAUGUCAGGUGCAGGUGGAGAAGGAAAGACUUGCUCCAAACUCUUCAGGAAACAGCCAACCCUGUCCCAAAGCUCAGAGUUUAUCAUUCCAUCUGCUGGGAUUUACUGAUCACUGAUUUUACUGAUUUAACCCUUGGCCAUAAUUCCAUGUCCAGUAAACUCCUCACUCUUUUUCUUUCUGAGGAAUUAAGCCUUCGUCAUAUCAUAAGAUUGGUCCCUAGGGACUGGAACCAAAAAUGCCACAAAAAUAAAUGUGUAUUCAGUCCUUCACACUCAGAGAGGUGAAUAGAUGGAAAAAAGAUGGAAAAAAAAGACCUAAUCCAGGAAUCCACUCAUGGCUCUUUCCAGAUGGCACCUGAAUUAUUUCAGUCUGGACACCAAAAUCAAACUUUUAGUGACAGGUUGGACUCGAGUUCCCCUGGAAUGCACUCCCCAGAUUUCCCUGCCUUUCCAGGUCACCUGCAAUCAGGCUGAUGACAAAAAUGCUUCUCCAAGGCCACGUGCAGGGAGCAGCUGAACUCAGCUGUGCCACAUCCUUCUGGCUUCCUUUGCCUUCCUUCCCUGAGCCUGGUUUUCAUCUUUAUCUCUGUUAGGAGAUGAUGUGCAAGUUGCUGAUUAAUCCUUCCCUGUUACAAGCCAAAA
This is a messenger RNA of Oenanthe melanoleuca, 4289 nucleotides long. RefSeq names its product tetratricopeptide repeat domain 34 (gene TTC34). NCBI's taxonomy places the organism in Eukaryota, Metazoa, Chordata, Aves, Passeriformes, Muscicapidae. The coding region runs from base 35 to 2647 and encodes 870 amino acids. Gene Ontology annotation, molecular function: protein binding. The transcript has 7 exons. The record is from RefSeq and is a predicted model, not a curated record.